This is a messenger RNA of Apiotrichum porosum, 1071 nucleotides long. RefSeq lists its product as uncharacterized. Lineage: Eukaryota; Fungi; Basidiomycota; Tremellomycetes; Trichosporonales; Trichosporonaceae. The record is from RefSeq and is a predicted model, not a curated record. The coding region runs from base 1 to 1071 and encodes 356 amino acids. The transcript is spliced from 3 exons.
AUGUGUCGCUGGUUCUGUAUGGUAUCAGACGAGGAGGCUCUUGUCGAGGACAUGCUCGUACGGCCGAGACACUCCCUGCUGAAACAGAUUGAUGACCACUACCUCCCUCACGUUCACGUCAAGUUCCAGGCAUCCGAUAGCACAUCCUCGCCGAAUGUCACUACCAAUAUGGACGGUUACGGUAUCGCAUACUGGACGACCACCGCCAGCGACUUUGACCCAUGCAGCAAGAGCAGUUCCGACAUUGCUAGGAUGCGCCCCGUGGUUUACAAGAGCAUUCGCCCGGCGCUGAACGACUUGAACCUCAAAUCAUUGGCAGCCGGGACGAGCUCGAAAGGUCUACUGGCCCAUAUCCGAGCUGGGACGGGUCUCACACCGGUGGUCGAAACAAACAACCACCCAUUCAUUUUCGGCCGGUAUGCGUUUGCGCAUAACGGGGUGUUGUCGCAUUAUGCCGAGCUCAAGCUCCGCCUUCUCACCUCCCUGCGUGGGCGAGCCGCCCAUAAUGCCAUCCUUGGUACGACGGACAGCGAACACAUGGCUGCCCUUUUCUUCGAUCGUCUUGUUGCCGGAACGGCAGCCGGUUGGGCAGAGCUUUUGGAGGGAAAGCAGUACCCCGUGCAGCAAUUGGCAAGCACCAUGCGCGUGGUCCUGGCCGAACUCGAGGGUUGGGUUGCCGAGUGCAUUCAAGAGGACAAGGAGGAGGAUAGCUCAGCCGUUUGCAAUGGCGUUGCCCCGCACUCGGCCCUCAACCUCGUGGUCACGGACGGUUCGUCACUCGUUGCUAUCCGCUACGCGUCUCCACAGCCCCGCGAACCUCCCUCUCUUUACGUAUCGACUGUUGCAGGUGCAACAAUGAAUAGGCUGUACGAAGGCCAUCCGGACAAAGGCUACCCUCAACUCCCUGGGCACUGCCAGCGUGAGGGCCCCAAGCCCAGGAAGGAACACGGGCGGCACGUGAUUGUUGCCAGCGAGCCCAGCACGUACGACCGGAACGAGUGGAAACUCGUACCCCCGCAACACAUGGUGAUCGUAGGCACCGACCACAUCCCCAACGUUGAGGUCAUUUGA